CCGCCUGGGGCCGAUCCCUCCUACCCAGCGGCGUGCGGGGCUCCCCACACAUCUGAGAGCAGCCGGGGGGGCGAGGUCCAAGGUCUAGGGCGAGCCCCGCGCCCCGGUCGUGACAGCCUGGGCCGGGGUCGGAAACGGCGUCUGUGUUUAGAAGGCGGACGGCAGCCUGGGCCGGUCGCCCCGGCUGUAAGGAGCUAGCCCCGCGCCGGAGCAACCCAGACCGAUUCGGAGGGGAUGACAGUAGCAGGAGGCGGUGAACUGCGGACGCUUAACUUCCCUUCCAGAUGUUGCAGAUGAUUUAUUGUGAUCUGAAAGGAGAUGGAUGGGGGUUAAAAAAAAUCUCUGCCUUUUUAGCACUGUAUCUGGAUUGUGGGGCAGUAUUCCUGCUAUGUGUGUGUUGGGGAUAGCCCCAUAACAUGUUCAUCCUGUCUUGGUUAGGGAAUGAGAGCAGCCUAACGCCCCUUCUUCACCCCAUUAUCUCGCUCCCCUCCCUGCCACCCAUGAAAAAGGAAGCUGGUACUGUACAGAAAGAUAAAAUUCCCGUCUUGAUACUGCAAAGCAAGGAUUAUUACUCUGCAGCUGUAAAUUAAUUAGAUAUAUUAGGCCAAGUACCUAGAUAACAAGGUUAACUGGGGCAAUCUAUUUCCUGUGGGGGAUUCUCAGGUUGGUCUGGCAGGGAGAGUUGAAGAUAUUGAUGAUUGAGAACUGCACUGAAUACCUAUCAGUAAUAUCAAAGGGCCGACUUCACUAAAGUAUGGAUUAGCGUCUUUGUCCUGCAAUGAGCUGUUUGGUGGUUAGGAAGGGUUUGACUGAAAAUUGUACUGAUUUUUUUUGACUCUCUUAAAAAUGAAGGUUAGGAAAAGGAUAGUGCAGUUAUCAAAUGUGUGGCUGAGAGGUAUUCAUUUUUGAGAACAUCUGUCCCCAGCAUUGCUCUGUAGUGAUUAGUUGGUCCUCCAAAACAGAAUACUGUCGCUUUAUAAAGCUGAAGGGAGAUCUAAUGUCUGUUUUAUUAAUACCAUUAUUGCACUAGAGAAACCCAGUCAUUUGGAAAGAAUGGAUGAUACCUUUUAUCUAGAUUCACGGAAUGGGCAUUUUAGGUUAAUACUGGAUAUGGGGGAAUCUUUCUAAGGUGAACUAGAGCUGUUUUCAUGUGUGAGCAUCUAUUUUUUAUACCAACUUGCUGUUUAGUGUGAAGCUUAGAAGUAAAAUCUGUGGACUAGAUGUUAUAAAGACCGGAGUGUGUCCCCAACAUGUAGCACUUGUGUGGGAAAGUAGCAGGAUUGUGUUAGAAACCGUGUUUUGAAAUAACUAUACUCUUUGGGUUUUGGAAAAUUUUCAACAUUUUAUUUCUGAAAGAGUAGAAAGGGCUGAGCCAUCCUUGUUGGUGGAACAUCUCUUCAAUUUUUCCUGUAUAUGGAAAUUUACUGCCACUGAGUGUUGGCGUGCACUAAAACAAGAAGAUGAUAAAAAGAAGUUGCAGGCAUUUUGUUUAGAUUAACAAAUGGAAUCUCAAAUCAUGGCUGUUCCAAGUCAGAGGUAACUCAAAUCCCUUUUAAUUAAGGAAACGAUGACAUAACACUUUGGUCAAGGACCAGAUAAAACCUCUCCAAUAAUAGUUUACUUUGAUUUACCCAAAUAUGGGUGUUAGAAGAACAAGCAAUCAGGUGUCAGUUUAAAAUUAUAUCACCUUGAUCUUAGCUAAAAGUUUAAAUACUGUUUUUCUCAAAAUGCACUUUAAGAAGAAGUACACUGAUAUAUAAUUGUAUUUGUUUCCUUAAGUGUAAGGUAACGACAUGGGGACAGUACUUAAGUUAAAAAAAAAAAAAAAAAAGUCUCCAAAAAUAUUGAUGGUGUUGGAAUGCUGUAUCAUUUGUUAAACUACUGUGAUUCCAUUUGCUAAAUUCAGUAAGGAGUUGCUCAUCUUCCAUUCACUCCUGAGUUUCUGUUGGGUUCUGUUCAUUUCCUGUUUGCAUCUGAAUUCCUACCUUGCCUUGCAAUCUCCACCCUCGGCUAACAUGGCCAUACUUGGUUUUUUCACUGGUUAAAACACUAAGAAUAUCCUUUAUUCAGAAUGUCUCUACAUCAGUUUUUAUUAGAACCAAUCACCUGCCAUGCCUGGAACAGAGAUCGUACUCAGAUUGCCAUUAGCCCUAAUAACCAUGAAGUUCACAUCUAUAAGAAGAGUGGGAACCAGUGGGUAAAAGCUCAUGAGCUGAAGGAACACAAUGGACACAUUACAGGUAUUGAUUGGGCUCCCAAGAGCGACCGCAUUGUAACUUGUGGUGCAGACCGCAAUGCCUACGUCUGGAGUCAGAAAGACGGUGUGUGGAAGCCAACUCUAGUGAUUCUGAGAAUUAAUCGCGCGGCCACCUUUGUGAAGUGGUCUCCUUUGGAGAAUAAAUUUGCCGUAGGAAGUGGAGCUCGACUCAUAUCUGUGUGCUACUUUGAGUCUGAAAAUGACUGGUGGGUGAGCAAACACAUUAAAAAGCCUAUUCGCUCCACUGUCCUAAGUCUGGACUGGCACCCCAAUAAUGUCUUGCUGGCUGCAGGAUCCUGUGACUUCAAAUGCAGAGUGUUUUCUGCUUACAUUAAGGAAGUGGAUGAAAAGCCAGCCAGCACACCAUGGGGCUCAAAGAUGCCCUUUGGGCAGCUGAUGUCAGAGUUUGGUGGUGCUGGAAGUGGGGGAUGGGUGCACAGCGUCAGUUUUUCUGCCAGUGGUAACCGCCUAGCCUGGGUCAGCCAUGAUAGUACCGUGUCAGUUGCUGAUGCCUCAAAAAAUAUGAUGGUUUCACAGCUGAAAACAGAGUACCUCCCAUUCCUGAGUGUGUCAUUUGUUUCUGAGAACAGCGUUGUGGCAGCUGGCCAUGAUUGCUGCCCAAUGCUCUUUAACUGUGAUGAUCGUGGCUCGCUGACCUUCGUUUCCAAACUAGACAUUCCAAAGCAGAGCAUUCAGCGCAAUAUUUCUGCCAUGGAACGCUUCCGCAACAUGGACAAGAGAGCCACUACAGAGGAUCGUAACACUGCAUUGGAGACGCUGCAUCAAAACAGCAUCACCCAAGUGUCUAUUUAUGAGGUAGACAAGCGAGAUUGUCGUAAGUUCUGCACCACUGGCAUUGAUGGAGCAAUGACCAUCUGGGAUUUCAAGACCUUAGAGUCCUCUAUCCAAGGUCUACGAAUCAUGUAAAGAUGGAUCUCCAUUAUCUAGCAUGACAGACUGCUUGACAGCAUGCAUCUCCAGCAUCCACACAGACCUGAAAAGGGAUGAGUAAGCUGGAUCAUUUGGAAGCACUGAGAAGAUAUGGCUUGGCAGAUUUUCUUUUAAAUACAUACUUGGUGAAAUGUGUUGGUUUCAAAAUCAGCUGUGAUUGUGUCUCUUUCGUCUUGAUUGGUUGUUUCAUUCGAUUCUUUACCAAAGCUGCUCGGUUAGUAGUAUAUUGCAGGAAGUUAUGGAUCACUAACUUAAAAGGGGAAUUUUAUGUAAAUUGUCUGCUAGAAAUAAAAGAUACAGAAUGUG
Messenger RNA from Chelonia mydas (Green sea turtle), 3514 nucleotides. It is a transcript of the gene ARPC1A, whose product is annotated as actin related protein 2/3 complex subunit 1A. NCBI's taxonomy places the organism in Eukaryota, Metazoa, Chordata, Testudines, Cheloniidae. The transcript has 10 exons. The record is from RefSeq and is a predicted model, not a curated record. The coding region runs from base 2072 to 3184 and encodes 370 amino acids. Gene Ontology annotation, cellular component: actin cytoskeleton; Arp2/3 protein complex. Gene Ontology annotation, biological process: Arp2/3 complex-mediated actin nucleation. Gene Ontology annotation, molecular function: actin filament binding.